AUGUCUACCACUGUUGUUGCCGCUGAUUCAAACCAGUUAAAUUUCAAUCCAUCAUGGAUGCGUCCCGUUUCUAUGCCGGUAUCGGCUGGAGGUGGAAAUAGUGGCGGUACUCGUACGGAACCACUAUUUGCUGCUGAAAAUCCUACAGUCGAUUAUCCUAUAGCGGAUCCAAUUUUCGUAAAAAAUCGUUAUGGUCGAGAGGAUCUGCUCGCUCUUCUUUUCAAAGAUGUGCAUCCACCAGAUGGUCUUGACAAAUGUCACUUUUAUGUGCCUGCUGCUCAGAAACCAAUCGUACUAACGCCACUUUCCGAUACCGAAACGCGACUGCAACACAAUAUAAAUUCGAGCAAGGCGAUGAGUCUACUAAGCCACACAGAUCGGGCAACGAUUGCUUCCGGUGGCAUGAUUGGUGGUCCGAAUAUUCUGUUGCAGUUGAGAGCAGGCCAGGAAAACCGUUCAUUUUCACCGUCGUGGAUACCUGUGUCUGGUGGUGGGAAUAGUGGUUUUGGAAGAGGAAGCUUACAGUUCGGCCGUGCCACCUUUGGAGGUUCAUAUCGCGGACGUGGUGUGACGCAAACAAGUUCUACCAAUCCAUCGGAACCAGUAGUAAUUGGACGAUUUAGUGGUAAUCGAAAUAAUCGUGCUGGCAUAGCCGGUUUUGGCCGAGGGAAUAAUACUACGCAACCAUUUAACUCAAGAGCUCAAGGUCUGUACGAUCCACGAGAUCCACGUGAUCGUCCGAGACAACGCAUUCGUAGCACAUCUGACGAUACACUAUCGUUUGGUAGCGCUGACGAUUCUUCUGCAUCUCUGAGCAGUGGUUGGACUCAAGUGGGACGAGCUGCAGCACCAUGGAGUAAGAGAAUGCAUGUCAAUGUAAAUGCAAUACAGCAACCACCAGCGAGCGCGGAAUUUACUAAUCAGUCACAACUACCUGAAUGGAUGGGUGAUGAUCAAGAGAGAGGAGAUAGUUCAAAUCUGGAUGAAACUGGUUCAUUCGACGACAGCGGUCAGUUUCAGGCAGCAGCAGUCGCUCAGCGAAUGGCGACAUCUUUGGAUUUGGUGCAAAACCCUGCAUCAAACAUACCAGUGGAUAUUCCGGAAAGGGAAAGAUCGCAUCAAGAAGGGGAAAAUCCAUUAGCACAAAAGCCUUUAGCAUCAUCUGUACCUGUUGCUGUUCCUAAUACUUGGUCCAUGCUAUCCAACAAUUUGGAGCAUCCACAGUCAAACAGAAUUACAAAGCAGUUUGUUGAGAAAUCGGACAAUGCCACAACUUUAACAUCCGAACCGUCGACACCCAUAACUACAACAACUGCUGAUAUGAACAGUCCCUUUCAGGAAAAUUACACGAAUGAUGUAACCUUACUUGAUCGUCCUGCUUCAAUGGGAUUGUCUUCAAAUAGUGAUUGUGUCGAUGAAUGGUACUACGUGGAUCCGAAGAAUGCCGUGCAAGGUCCCUUUCCAACAAUUCAUAUGCAGGCCUGGUAUAAAUUGGGAUAUUUCACAUCGGAGUUGCGUGUUCGACAUGGACAGAAUUCAGAGAGCAGUUUCAUAACUUUGGGUGAGUUGAUAACGAUGAAUAGUGAGGAGGCACCGUUCAAAUUGAAACCUUUUCCAUCAUCAGUAAUGCAGUUGCCUUUGCAGCAGACUGAGGAAGUAAGCAGAAAUAUAUGGAGUCGGGAUUAUAAUGCAUCGCUUAUUGAAGUUGCAAAAGUCAAGAAAGAGCGACAGAAAUUGGAAGAAGAGCAACGUCGGAUGGCAGAGCAGGAGAAACACUUGAAGAAGAUGCGAGAAGCUUUAUUGAAAGAUGAAGUAGAAAGAAUUGAACGAGAAAGAUUAAUUGUGGAGAAGGAAAUGCAACUUCAGAGGGCACAAGAAGAAUUAGCACAAUUAGCAGCAGAAGAAAAAGAGCGAGCAGCGGCACGGGAGUGUGAAAUAGAAGCUGAAAAAAAACGAUUAGCUGAAGAGAUGGAAAGGACGAAAAAGGAAGAGGUGGAAAGAGUAUUAGCGGAAACAAGACGAAGGGAGGAAGAAAGGGAACAGCAGCGACUAAAAGAUGAGGCGGAAAGACGUAUGAAAAAAGCACAGGAGUUGAAGAGAAUACAAGAAGAAGCUGAAGAAGCAGCUCGAAAAGCAGCUGCUGAGCAAAAGCGAUUGCGACAACAAGUAUUGGCGAAUACAGUACGUGAAAAAGAAAAUUUGCAUCAGAAGCCACCAAUCGAAUCCAAAAAAGAGAAUGUCUCGAAAGAAUUCGUUGUUACUGAAGAAUUCGCGCCACUUUUAAGGCAAAAAGGAUCAGAAAAUACUUCCUCUAAUUGGCCAUAUUCUUUGCAAGCAACAUAUCAAAGUGGUGAAGAAAAAGUUACGAAAACCGCUCCAUGGGUUGGUAUAACAAAUAAAAGGACGACUGAUCGAAGUGGACCAAGUUUUUUGGACAUACAGCAAGAAGAAGAGCGGCAAAUGAUUGCGGAAAUGAAGAAUAAACAGCAGCAGCAGAUAAAUGGUGCAGCAAUAUGGAAAGAUACCGGUGAAGCAGCUCGUGCAGGAGUUUGGAGUUCUGCUACGCAUAAACUGAAGUGGAGGCAAGAUUCCCAGCCAUUACCUGAUACAGCGGUUACACCUUCACGGCAAGUUGCAUGGGGUGGCGUCAGAGGUGUGAAUGAUAUAACUGCUACAAAAGCAAUCUGGGAUGAUCCGUCGCCUUUAGAUAGUGGUAAAACUAAAACCAACAGAAAUUUGCAAAGUGCAAACAAGCCGGAACGAGGAAGUACAGAACAUGAAGCAGUAAAGAAAAUUUUCAAACAGUCCGUUACAAAUAGUGGUAAUGCACUCACUAGUUGGAUGAUAAAUCGAGUGAAACAACUAAAUCAGCAAGUGGAUGCCGAUGUGUUCGCUGCGUUCAUUGAAGGCGUCGAUAAUCCGAAUGAAGUGGAGGACUACAUAAUUGGUUAUUUGGGUGAGAGUCGUUUAGUGAAGGAAUUGAUACGAGAAUUUCUCGAAAAGCGUUCACAAGCUCGUCAGAAGAGAGAACCUGUUGAUAAGGAUGAUUUAAGCCAUCCUGCACAAGCAGCGGAUGCAUUAAGUACCAUUGCGGCGAACAAUAAAGCCGACAGUUCUACCUCGCAACAAAUAUUAACGGGUAGUGGAAAGCGCAAGAAAAAAGGUAAUAAAGGAAACAAACUGGUUGUUGAUGGUGCGUGUUUGGGUUUUAAAGGAACAGUUGAUCCGAAUCGUGUUAAUGUCGGUGAAAUCGAUACUGUUGGUAGUAGUGCGGUAAUCGAUCACUCACAAAAGUGA
Molecule: messenger RNA, 3297 nt
Organism: Cercopithifilaria johnstoni
Lineage: Eukaryota; Metazoa; Nematoda; Chromadorea; Rhabditida; Onchocercidae
Source: the annotation of a GenBank genome assembly